AUGGCGGCUCCCGGUACUGUGGGAAUGCCAGACAUGGCGCUCUCCUCAGAUGCUCUGGAAACUGCCCGAAGUCUGCUGUUUGCUUUGCAGAUAGCCUCGCCAAUUGCCCUUUUGUUGGCCUUUGUGACGGCCUUCAUUGUCUGCUCAAUAUUAUCCGCCAGGCAGUUGACCCCCGCUGUAAACACAGCAUGUGGCCCCGGGGGUCGACCGCUGCCCAAGCGGACAAGGAGCACUAUGGCGGUAUUGAAAGACCGCCAGAAUGUCUCACCUCGAUUCCGACUUGUCUUCCAAUGGCUCUCGCUAGCUGUGCUUUUGACAUUCCUGGUCGAUGCCGCCAUUAAUGUCUCCCAUGCCAUACUCUACCGCUCCCAGCACUGGUGGCGUGGUCAGGCAACGGUGAUCUACAUUGUCGGCUGCUUUUUUGUGCAUGCCUUGAUUCUGAUCUCGCUUGUUGAUGCAAAGCCCUCUCCAACAGGGGCCCAAUUUGCCCCAUGGACACUGGCUCUCUUGCUCGAUGCGAUUAUUUGGACGGCUUCAUUGGCCAUAUACAGCAACCCACACAAUGAACCAAUAGUAGGUGACCCUCAGGGUGGCCCAUGGCGAUACGGUAUAACUUCUUGGGAGGCUCCCGAAUUGGCUGUGAAUGCAAUUCGUUUAAUCCUCCUCGCAGCCCUCAUCUUCCUUUAUAUUAUCUCUACCAUCCGUAAAUCAACUAGCCGUAAAGCCAAUCCUCGUCUAGCCGGGGAGGCUGGGGAGACCAGAGGUCUUUUGGAUUCUUCGGAAGAAACUGCAGGAGCCAACGGAUCGGCAUAUGGCACGACACAUGCUAACGGUCACUCAUCACCACCGCAAAAGCCAGUUGAUCCGUGGGUGCGGCCAACGACUGUGCCCUCGACGAGUUGGUGGGAAUAUCUUAGCGGCUACUCGCUUUUCUUCCCCUACCUCUGGCCAUCCAAGUCCCGCAGACUUCAACUGGUUGUGGUCAUCUGCUUCGGACUUAUCCUACUGCAACGUGUUGUCAACGUGCUAGUGCCUUAUCAAGUUAGCGUCAUCACCAAUAUUCUGUCAGACGAGGAGGGAGACAACUUGCGAAUACCGUGGUUUCAAAUUUGCUUAUAUAUCUUUUACCGCUGGCUACAAGGCAAUCAGGGUCUUAUUGGAUCCUUGAGAUCAAGCCUAUGGAUUCCGGUUAGCCAGUAUUCUUACAUGGAAUUGUCUACCGCUGCGUUCGAACAUGUCCACAGCCUGAGUUUGGAUUUUCACCUGGGUAAAAAGACCGGAGAAGUCCUGUCAGCUUUGAGUAAAGGCAAUUCAAUCAACACGUUUCUUGAGCAGAUCACAUUCCAGGUUGUGCCAAUGCUAAUCGACCUCGGAGUUGCAAUUGGGUACUUCCUGAUUGCCUUUGAUGCAUACUAUGCCUUAGUCGUGACUAUUGUCACAUUCUGCUAUCUCUAUGUGACAGUUCGCAUGGCACAGUGGCGAGCUGAGAUUAGGCGAGAAAUGGUGAAUGCUUCUCGACAGGAGGAUGCUGUCAAGAACGAUUCUAUGAUAUCAUAUGAAACCGUCAAAUACUUCAAUGCAGAAUCUUACGAGUUCAGUCGUUACCGUACCGCCGUCAACGAUUUCCAGAAAGCUGAAUACCAUGUCCUGUUCUCUCUUACAUUGAUGAAUACGAGUCAAAAUACCGUGUUCAUGCUGGGUCUCCUCGUGACGUGUUUUAUUGCUGCUUAUCAGGUGUCAACGGGCGAACGCAAGGUUGGCCACUUCGUAGGUCUUUUAUUUUACAUGGCCCAACUUCAAGGGCCGCUGAACUUUUUCGGCACCUUUUACAGGUCCAUCCAAUCAGCCUUGAUCAAUUCGGAGCGCAUGCUGGAACUUUUCAGAGAACAGCCAACUGUUAUCGAUCGACCUAAUGCCGUGCCGAUGGGCUGUUGCGAUGGCGGAAUAGUUUUUGACGAUGUCCACUUCUCGUAUGAUAGCCGCAAGCCGGCUCUCAGUGGACUGACAUUUGAGUGUCGACCAGGCACGACCACUGCCCUAGUGGGGGAAUCAGGAGGUGGUAAAUCUACAGUAUUCCGCCUUCUUUUCCGUUUCUAUGACGCCAAGACUGGAAACAUUCGCGUUGAUGGCAAAGAUGUUCAAAACGUUACUAUCGACUCGUUGCGCCGCCAUAUUGGUGUGGUACCUCAAGAUACCGUCCUGUUCAACGAGACUUUAAUGUACAAUUUGAAGUACGCGUGCCCAGAGGCGACAGAUGAACAGGUUUACGAAGCAUGUCGCGCGGCUAGCAUUCAUGAUAAGAUUCUUUCGUUUCCUGAUGGCUACUACACUAAGGUGGGAGAGCGUGGCCUCCGACUAAGUGGUGGGGAAAAGCAACGUGUUGCUAUUGCUCGUACAAUACUGAAGAAUCCUCGCAUUAUCCUCUUGGACGAAGCAACUGCAGCUCUUGACACUGAAACCGAAGAGCAAAUUCAAGACGCCCUUUCGACCUUGUCAAAGGGACGUACGAUGCUUGUUAUUGCACAUAGAUUGAGCACUGUCACCGACGCGGAUCAGAUUUUGGUUUUGAGUGACGGCCAAGUCUCGGAACGUGGUACUCAUGAGGAACUCCGAGACCUCAAUGGCCGGUACGCCAGCAUGUGGCGCAAGCAGAUACGGGCACAGAGGGCUGCGGAGCUUCGUGGUGCAACAGUGACCGAUGAUAGCUCUAGUCAGUCAGAAGGAGAAAGAAAGGCAAAGAUUAAUCGAGAGCUACCUGCUCGACGUUCAAGUCGAGCUGGGGAUGCUCAAAAUUCCCAGAACCGGUCAUCAUAA
Messenger RNA from Talaromyces atroroseus, 2814 nucleotides. RefSeq lists its product as hypothetical. The coding region runs from base 1 to 2814 and encodes 937 amino acids. Lineage: Eukaryota; Fungi; Ascomycota; Eurotiomycetes; Eurotiales; Trichocomaceae. The record is from RefSeq and is a predicted model, not a curated record. Gene Ontology annotation, biological process: transmembrane transport. Gene Ontology annotation, cellular component: membrane. Gene Ontology annotation, molecular function: ATP hydrolysis activity; ATP binding; ABC-type transporter activity. The transcript is spliced from 3 exons.